Molecule: messenger RNA, 606 nt
Organism: Seminavis robusta
Lineage: Eukaryota; Bacillariophyta; Bacillariophyceae; Naviculales; Naviculaceae
Source: the annotation of a GenBank genome assembly
AUGAUGUUCACUUUGAUGAUACAAGUAGUGGUCUUUGGGCUCGUUGUCGUUUCGAAUGGUGUUGUUUCGAGUCAGCAUGAUGUUUGCACUAGUGGGCCGCUGCGUCCCUUGAUCCCUUUUCAUCACGGUGAAACAAGCUCGACUGGAACGGUGAAUGCUUCGGGGUCCUAUUCUCCAGAAUACGAACCGUACCAUGCAUUUAGCAGUGACUCGGUUUUUUGGAUUUCCAAGGUCUAUCAAGAUCUGGCAUGGAUUUCGUAUACCUUUAGAAAUGGGCAGGAUCGGACGGUCCGUGGUUAUCGGUUCUUGUUUUGCAAUGGUGAUUCACUCAAAACGCGAGCACCGAAACGAUUCGAGUUGCAAACUUUAAAAGUGAAACUGCCAGAAGACGCUUCCUCAUCAUCAUUGAACAUAUUUCUUCAUGCCGACUCGUGGAGGACUGUUGACUCGCGGUGUUGCGAAACUUUGUGGCAUGGCUGUGAAGAACGCACCUAUUACCUUGGUACCCCAGCCAACGGGACACAUUUUCGAUUCCUCUUCCACGAAGAUAAUGACGCCCGAGCGCCGAUCGUGGUUGUGAGCCUCCGCAACAUACAGCUUCUUUGA